Molecule: messenger RNA, 610 nt
Organism: Ceratina calcarata
Lineage: Eukaryota; Metazoa; Arthropoda; Insecta; Hymenoptera; Apidae
Exons: 2
Coding region: 227-595 (122 amino acids)
Source: RefSeq, a predicted model, not a curated record
CUUCCAUAAUUUCCCAAAGCCAGGCCAAUCUUGAGCCAAUAGAAGGAAGUACUACCUUUUCCUUCAUAAUUUGUCAUACAACCUUGAGGAAUUGAGACAUUUGCUAUGAAUUUGUUGGUAUACGUGAGACUUUCAUUAUGUGUCUAAUAGAUUUGAUAUCAAUUUAAGAUAUCAACUUGUUAUACAUAGGAUCCCACAGUCCAUAGCGGGACUGGAUGAUGCUGGAAUGGAUUUGCAAUCAGCUGAACUCGGUACCCGAGCCGGACAGGCGGUACACCCGGCUGCGGAUUUAUCAUGGCUAGACUGGCAAUUGCCUUUAUUUAUAGCACUUUGCGCCAUCAGCGGCGCCAUUCUCUUCACAUUCCUCGCUCUGUUAUGGCUUCGGAGACAAAUGUCGCGUGAAAAGGACAGAGAGGAUGGUGAUAGGAGAGGCCUGGUAGAAGAAGGAGCUGUCGGCCACGCGGAGAAGUCGGUGAAACCUGCGGCUACGUCGAUCGAAUGGGUUCACUCGAAAAAACCAUCCGCGCCGUCUGCCAGGCCUGUUCAGGCUUCAGGCUUACCAGAAGUAAGCGCGAUUACAAGUGUUCUCACUUAGUCAAUCCUUUUAACA